CCCGCCUGGGUACACAGGCCCCAGCCGCCCUUAGCAACGCGGCGCCCCGGGUGGUUGCUAGGGAUGGGUGGGUGCAUUUCCUGCCCGGCAGGAAUCACUUCCGGGGCGGCAAGGCCUGGCUGAGGGGCGGUCUGCCUUCUGUGUGGUUUAUUUAAGUAGUAGUUGGUUUUGUGCACCAUCUAAAACAACAAGGCUGUAACCACACACACAAUUAGCCAGUCUUCUUGAGAGCAUCAGAGGAGAAGGGUGCGCUCACCAUGGCGACUGAGCUGGAUUUCUCCCCACCUGAAAUCCCUGAGCCCACAUUCAUGGAGAAUGUGCUACGUUACGGACUGUUCUUUGGAGCCAUUUUCCAGCUCAUCUGUGUGCUAGCCAUCAUCCUGCCGGUUUCCAAGUCCCAUAAGGCAGACUCGGAGAGUUUUGAGCCUAAGAAUUCAGAGACAGUGAAGAAGCCAAAGGCAACUGCUCCACAGAUAAGCAAGAAACCCAAGAAGGAAACCAAAAAGAAACGAUAAAGCCAUGAUGGAUGAGCCUCAAAAGACAAAAUAAUCAGCCAUAAUCAUGCUUCCUCAGACAUGACAUCAAAGGCACCUAAAUAUAUUAAAUGGUUUUCUGGCAUUGCCAUGCUUUACCUUUCAGGGACACGGGAGAAGGAACUUAGAAGGGGUGGGGUUCUGCCAUAGAUUUCUUACAAGCAAAGAGGACUUCACAUAUCUAGGACUUCAUUUGACAUGAUUAAUGCGUCAGUCACCAUUAAAGUGACUUUUGUCAUUUCUGAUGGGCAGAGAGGCCUGUUGUCCUAGCUCCUGCAUGCUGCCAAGGAUUUGUGGUAAAGCCCCUGUGGAAGGUGGAGCCUGGGUUUGCUACUUUGGAUACCGGUUUGUGUUGUAUUUUUCGAAGGCAGAAGGAGUAAAUGGAUCAAGGAUACCACGCUAUACAGCUUUGUAUUCAUCUCUGUUGUCAUCUAGUCUGAAAUACAUAGCUGCUUCUUGUGGCUUAAUAACAA
Columba livia (rock pigeon) is the source of this 1006-nucleotide messenger RNA. RefSeq names its product mannosidase beta like (gene MANBAL). The transcript has 4 exons. Gene Ontology annotation, cellular component: membrane. The record is from RefSeq and is a predicted model, not a curated record. NCBI's taxonomy places the organism in Eukaryota, Metazoa, Chordata, Aves, Columbiformes, Columbidae. Bases 258 to 515 code for a protein of 85 amino acids.